AUUCUUAAUCAUCAAAUUCAUUUAAAUCCUCUCUCUAUCUCUCUCUCUUCAUUCCAUAAGUACAUGCAAAAUGAAUAAGGAAAUUUAUUGCAAUUAAUCACCAAUGAAGUCUCCUCCCCAAUCUCAGAGCCCUCCUCACCAAUAUCCUCAAGAAAUCCAGCUUAAGCUAUAUCAAGCUUUUAUAUUUUCAAUUCCAAUCCUUUUUUCAAUCAUUUUAUUUCUCUUAUUCUACCUUUUUUACCUCAAGAGAAGAGCCAACUCCUCCUCUUCUUCUGCCGCCGCACCUCCUCUCCUCCCCACCACCGCCGCCGCCGAUGCUACUACGCCGUUGGAUUUGAAAAUUGAAGUGAAGAACAUGCUAUGCCAAAUCCUCUACGAUGACUCUAUGAAAUCAAGGGAUUCAUUCUGGUUAAGGAAAUGACGGCGGGCAAAUCUCCGGCGGCCGGCAGCUCCACCAGCACGCAGGCCUACGGAGAAGCAUGGUAUUGGGACAACCGCUACUCUCAGGAUCCCUCCACCUUCGAUUGGUACCAAAAAUACCCCUCCCUCGCCCCCCUCAUCCGUCUCUACAUCCCCGCCCACCACCACCCCAUUCUCGUCGUCGGCUGCGGCAAUUCCGGUUUUAGUGAGGAAAUGGCUGAUGAUGGAUACAAUGAAGUGAUCAAUGUUGAUAUCUCCAGAGUGGUGAUCGAAGCAAUGCAAACCAAGUACUCGGAUACUCCGAUGCUGAAAUAUAUGGUUAUGGAUGUACGAGAUAUGAGUGCCUUUGACACGAGAUCUUUUGCUGCUGUUAUAGAUAAAGGGACACUGGACUCUCUUUUGUGUGGCCACAACUCACGACAAAAUGCUGCUAAAAUGCUUGAGGAGGUCUGGAGGGUACUCAAGGAUAAAGGAGUAUAUAUUCUGAUUACGUAUGGGUCGCCAGUUUAUCGACUACCAGUAUUGAAAGAAUUAUCUUGGACUAUUAAGCUUCAUGUGAUAGGGAAACUUCAAUCUGGUAAUACUUCAAAUUUGACCAGGGAUCUGACAACUCCAAUUCCUUUAGAUGCAAAUGGAGGCUCAACAGAAAGUGUAGGAAUGAAUGCUGAUGUUCACUAUAUUUAUGUGUGUAUUAAGGAUGAGUCUGGGAAGAACAAAGCAUGAGCCAGCCGUUUGGGGGAAUUGCUUCAGAUGUAACUGUAUUCCAUAGUAGGAUUAUCGCUAAGCCCCCUAGUUUUAUACGUGAUUGUGAUUAAUGAAUAAAGCUGAGAUUGUUGCCUGCUAUUUUGAAGAGUAAAGUCCUUUAGUUGGGUCAACCACUAAUUAUACGUAUGCGUUGCUUGGUGAUUAUAAUAUUUGAUUAUUGUUGUGUAUUUGGAGAUAAAAUGCUGUCUUUUUUUUGUUC
Salvia hispanica is the source of this 1384-nucleotide messenger RNA. RefSeq names its product S-adenosyl-L-methionine-dependent methyltransferases superfamily protein. NCBI's taxonomy places the organism in Eukaryota, Viridiplantae, Streptophyta, Magnoliopsida, Lamiales, Lamiaceae. The record is from RefSeq and is a predicted model, not a curated record. Gene Ontology annotation, molecular function: S-adenosylmethionine-dependent methyltransferase activity.